UAUGUUUGUCAGAUAAAACUCCUCCUCAGGGCUAUUACUCUCUGUCUCAUAGUUUCCACGUAUAAACCUGCUCUGGACUUCUGAAAUAGAGGCUACAUCCCUUUCAGUGGUGGAUAUCUCCAAAUCAACUAUUGUAACAUUCUCUUUAAAAAAAAAGAAGAGGAAUAGCACAUUUAACCCUGGACUUUAAAUGCUCAUCAGAAUGAACAUCAUCUUUUUGUCCUCACUGCUGGGUGUAGUUCUCCAUGUUGCUGCAUUUAAAGGAUCUCUGGCCAGUGUCUCCGUGAAGCCUCCGGGGCCAAACAUGUACCUGGGUGAGAGUGUGCUCCUGCAGUGCACAGUGGAGUCACUCUCUGCUUUCGUGAAGAGCUACCGGUGGUACAGGUCCAAACCACACAGGGCUCCCACCCCCAGGCACCUGGUCUCUGGUGACAGCUACUUCAUCACCGCGGUAACAAGGGAGGACGCUGACAGGUACUGGUGCCAAGCCGAGUGUCGGGAGAACCAGACUGUGUUUGUGCUAAAGGCCCGGCCGGUCUGGCUCAGAGUGUCAGAGUUGCCCCCUCACUUGCUCUCUCUGACUCCUAACACCAGACAGAUGUUCAGUGGGGAGCAUUUCACUCUGCAGUGCCCCACAUCUCAGACCAACUCCUCAGGGUGGAAGCUGCUGCAUUUCUCUCGAGACCUUAAAGCAGGGACCUCAAACCUCACCGUUCACUAUUCACCACCAGGAGGUAGCGUGAGCCCUUACAAGUCUGAAGCAUUUGUGUUCACUGCUGCCAGUGUGACCGGUGGACUGUACUGGUGUGAGGGCGCCGGGGGCCGCAGCAACGCAGUCAACAUUACAGUAAGCUAUGGCGACAUCAUCCUGAAGACCCAAGCCUCCCCUGUGUUUACGGGGGACGAUGUCACCUUGUGUUGUCAGUAUCAGAGCGGCAAACACAAACAAACCAGCUUCUUCAAAAACGGAGCAUUAAUUGACUCAAACAGUUCGUCCGGUUCAGACCGAGUCAUAAAGAUGACUCUUAAGAAUGUGACACAGGAAGAUGAAGGCUUCUACAGGUGUGCGUCCCACGACAGACAGAUGCAGAGUCCAGAGAGCUGGUUAUCAGUGAGACCCGACAGAGGUCAGCUGAACAUCAUCACUCUGCUGUGUGUUCUAUAAAAGUGGAUCAGUGACACAUAUCAAC
Messenger RNA from Hippoglossus stenolepis (Pacific halibut), 1190 nucleotides. RefSeq names its product Fc receptor-like protein 5. Gene Ontology annotation, molecular function: transmembrane signaling receptor activity. Gene Ontology annotation, biological process: cell surface receptor signaling pathway. Lineage: Eukaryota; Metazoa; Chordata; Actinopteri; Pleuronectiformes; Pleuronectidae. The transcript has 5 exons. The coding region runs from base 191 to 1165 and encodes 324 amino acids. The record is from RefSeq and is a predicted model, not a curated record.